GCGUCGAGCUUUGCUGCGACGGAGAACCGAACGAGAGAAGAGGCUGGUAGCGGGGGUUGCCAUAAAUGUCUCGGGUAGCGUUGGUCGCUUAGGUUAGGUCCACCGCAAGAGGGCGCAGGCGUCGUAGUGCUCCCGGCCCCCGGACUCCUAUACUAAUUCGCAUUUUUGGCGCCCGAAGCUCAGUCUAAGCUCCAAUCCUCGAACCGAACGGUCAGCCGAACGGUCAACCGAACACUUAGGUAAAAAUCUCAAAGAGGCUUUCCGGACAUAUUCUGCAGUAUUAUUACAUACAUCGACAUUUAUUUAUCAUUGGAACGUAAGAUUCGAGGAACAGGGGAAAAGGACUUUUUUGGGAAAGAAAAGUGACUUGUUUGAGUAUAGAUCAGAAGCUACGGAGGAAGAUCGUACAGACGCAGGUGUGCGAUCGGUAAAUUGAGCAAGCCACGUGUGCGCGAAUUUGCGGUACUAAGUACAGAAAGGAUAAAGAAAGAAAAACAGUGUGUGAUAUCGACUGAAGUGCGGCAGCUAAACGGCAACGAGUAGAAAGUACCGGGGAGUGGUCAGACCGUGGAGACAGGCGACCACAGGCAGCUGCAAGCUAAGAGAACGAUAGACAGGAGCUUUUGUUGACGAGAAAGAAACGUAUUAGACUUUUGGUCUCAAGACAAGCUCUACUUUUCGCAUUCUCCUUUACUCCUCUUUGUCACUUCUUAAACGCCUGCAGCACGAUACGAACGAACAGUAGCAGUUUCGUAGAGCGGCAAGAUGGACGCACGAUUCAGAAGCAAUCUCGAAAUGAUCGGGCGUAACGAACCGAUUACAAAAAAGGCAAAGUUCUGGCAGAGCUACGUACGUGCUCUAAAAGGCACUGACGACAUGAGAGCACCCGAGCACACUCACAGACCUCGCGGCAUUUUCCGCUCUGACUACCCAGAGCUACAUUCCUCGUGGAAUCCUUUUGGAAAGUCCAUCUACGAUGACCCAAUUCAUGCUGCUGACCGCAUCAACACACCCGGAUACAGGUACUUGCCAGUGCACCGCGAAAUCUACGGAUACUCGCCGAGGCAGCUGUACCCCCAUCAGUACAAACCCGUCGAGCGCUUCGUCCCCGCAAAGCCCUUCGACGCAGACAAGGCAUGGAACGACCAUCUCAACCGUCUGGCUGACAUCGACAAAAUGUAUCCAAGCAAGUCUCCGCUCCUGGCUCGCCAUACGAGCCCUCUCUCGACGAAGCCGCUCUUUGAUAUCCACGGCAACCUCUUGGACGACAUCCUGCCGCGAUUCCCGUCGUCUCUGCUGAGAAGCAAGGCCCGACCCCUUCUCGACAUGUUGGAGCCGUCGCCUUACGCGCCGAUCAGCGCUUUCUCAAGGGACCCCUGGUGGUACCCGAGCUACGCGCCCUACAUCCCGGCUUACGCCCAGCACAGCACACCCUUCUUCCUCCGGGACAGCUACCUCAGCCCCAUCAAGCGCAACUACCUCUGGAGCAGACACCCGCUCAGGCCGUUCGGGCAAGCUUAUUACUAUUAUUCGCAGCCCGUUCCAGUCUAUCACUUUAGCAAGCCAUGGUACAAUCAUCCAAAGGCGGCUCAUUGAAGACUAAACUCAUGUCUACUAGGGAUUCUGCGUCGCCCUGCAUUGGAAUCACGUGAAAACGAAUACACAAAAACACAUUAAAUAAUCAAUUGACAAGUUAUCAUCAUUUCAAAAAGGCAGGAAAACACGGAAGUACAGAAUUUGCCAAAAAACAAAAGAUGUAUUUACACAAAAAAAAAGGCAUCCUCUAAAACCCAUUAUUACGUAUGAAAAUGUCGACUACGCGCAUACUCUUUUCCUCACAGUACAGUUUCGCCCACGGAAUUUUAUUUAUUAACAUUAUAUCGUCAUGUAAAUACUGUGCGCACAUCAUUGCUAUUUGAAAAAAAAUAAUAAAACAAAAGAAAAAAAUUUUAAA
Messenger RNA from Nasonia vitripennis (jewel wasp), 1954 nucleotides. RefSeq lists its product as uncharacterized. The record is from RefSeq and is a predicted model, not a curated record. Lineage: Eukaryota; Metazoa; Arthropoda; Insecta; Hymenoptera; Pteromalidae. Bases 766 to 1596 code for a protein of 276 amino acids. The transcript is spliced from 8 exons.